This is a messenger RNA of Acytostelium subglobosum LB1, 3108 nucleotides long. RefSeq lists its product as hypothetical. The record is from RefSeq and is a predicted model, not a curated record. The transcript has 2 exons. Lineage: Eukaryota; Evosea; Eumycetozoa; Acytosteliales; Acytosteliaceae. Bases 1 to 3108 code for a protein of 1035 amino acids.
AUGGUGUUCACCACCGGUGCCCCCAAGCCGACUUCCAACCCAAACUCCACCUCCACUGGCACCUCCAACUCAUUCUUGUUGAUGAACUCACAUCGAAAUCCAGGAGGCAUCCAGCAGCAAACAACCAAACAAGUCCGUUCGGAUCUAGCCAUCAAUCUAUUUGACACGGUCGAUCAGAAGGUCACAUCAACGUCGACGCCAUUCACUCACUCCAAGUCCACUUCACCAUCCAAUCGAAACUCAAUCUCGACAACAUCAUCUUCAUCGACGACUACCACCACUUCCACUUCCACUUCCAAUGGCGCCACAUCAUACACCACUCCAUCCGAUAUGUUGGAGGACCUGAUCGACCACUCCAAAUCCUACACUUCCAAAUGGUGGCGUCCAGCAUCAGCCUCACUUGGCCAGACCAAGACUCCAAUCACAUUAUCAUCGCCAGACAUCAAGAACAAGAAGCAGCAGCAGCAACAACAACAGACACAGCAGACACAGACUCAGAAACAGGAUAGUGAACAAGAUAUUGAAUCCUUGCUAAUGGAUAUUGAUUCUUUGGUCAUUGAUAUACGUGGAAUUGAGGACAAUCUUAGGAGUUCCUGUGCCGAGAUAUCCGCUCUUUCCAACUUUGGCGGUGGCGGCGGAAGUAGUGGCAAUGGCGGCGGAAGUGGGAGUGGGCCAGGCUCACCAAUCAUUCGAUCCCAACCAUCCCCUCACAUCAAACCAAUGCUUCAGCUUCGACCAAAGAUGUUCUCCAGUUCAGACUCGAGUCUGCCAACAUCGCACUCCACCACCUCUCAUUCACAUUCCCAUUCCUCGCUCUCAUCACAAUCACAUUCACAGUCACAGCCACAAUCACCUUCAUCAUCGCCAACACUGAUUGGAUGCAGUACUGACGACUAUCUUGUGUCUGAUAACACUACAAUGUCACCAUCCACCUCAACUUCAUCAUUAUCAUCACUCUCAUCAUCUUCAUCUCCCGCUUCAGGCUCACCCUCGACCUCGUCCUGGCUGUCUGGAACAAUCUCGCGCAAUGGCAAGCCCACCACGCUGGCGGGCGCCACCGGCGAGAACAAACAGUCGUCUGCUUUGGUGACUGGCAACCUGCGGAGUUCCCAAUGGAGCCACCCGCGCUCAUCCACCGACCCCUCCAAGUACUCCUCGUUCACACGCACGUCCGUUGUCAAUCUCGACCCGGUCAACCCGCAGCUCAAACACCGCUCCACGUUCCCUGGCUCACUGUUGUUGGCCGACCAACAGCAGCACCAGCCAACAUCACCACUCAGUGGUAGCGGCAGUAGCAAAUCAACGUCAUCAUCCAACUCUCCUGCGUCCUCACCUCGCAGCAACAACAGUGGGAAUGGCGGCAGCAAUAGGUCGCGAACUCAGACCAAGGUCAGCUCGCCAGACCUGACUACCAUACUUCCGGCAUCAAUCACCUCGGCGUCCAUCCUUCAGAACAAGACAUCCAUAGUAUUUGGCGGUCGAGGAAUGGAGUGCUUCAACGCCAACAAUCGCCAGAGUCAACAACUGGACCAACGAUACUAUCGCAGUCCAAUCGACUUGGACAAUCCACAAAAGAUGAAGCGAUUGAAGGAACUACUCAAGUCUUACAACGCAAAGAUUAUAACAUUGAUCAACAAGAUAUCAAAGGACUGCGAUGAUAUGAAGGAGAAGCGACAGAAUGCUCGACUAAAGUUUGAGAAGAAAUCGCGAUUGUUCCACGCCGAUAACCAAUUGGGUAUCUACAAGUCCUAUCACGAGUACUAUGUCUGCAAUGACCUGGUGCUCGAGUUGGUACAGACUAUCACCGAUCAGAAGCGUGACAACCUGAAGCGCAAGCUCGUGGACAUUGUCCACAUGACGCGCUACUUGGACGACGAGUCGAUACGACGCCACCUGCACGUCUACUCAUCGUUCUUCUCCAAGACCGUCGACCUUAUGAGCGGAUCGCACGACUUGCAGCGCAACCUGAGGCGGCGCCAGUACCUAACCAAGCGCGAGAGUCGUCUAUGCGCCAUCUAUAAGAACGCAAAGUUCAACUACACAUCAGACACGGUGGAGAAGCGCACUCGUCGGCUCAAAGAGAUGGUGGCACGCGCCGUCCCACAUCCCGACUUCCACAGCUACUUCCCGUGGGACGAGAACCUGGACAUCCAGCGCGAGUUUGACAUCUGGGUACUGGACAGCCGUUUCGUCGAGGGCCGCCACCUCAAGGAACUCGUGUCGGUAAUCUCGGAGGACGUCAUCACUGCCAAGAAGAUCGUGCCGCUCGACAUUGAGGACUUUGUCGACAAGUUCACGGCCAAGAUGAUCGCCCAGCACCACAUCGCACCCACCGUCACACUGUUCGAGACGCCAACACAGCACCUUCUCUCGCAGAUGACCAAGCGCACGCUCUACCCUCGCAUCUACUCGCUCACCAAGAGCAUAUUGAACAAAUGCGUGGGUAGUGGCGCAUCAAUCCGCUACGACAUGGACUUCCAGGCCAAGAUGGAUCAGUUGCGAACCAAGACGAUACGCGAGCUCAACCUGUUGCCGAGCAACUUACCCGAGCAUCUUGACUACGCUCGCGACAAGCCUUUCGAGGGCGCCGUGUCCAUACUCAAUGAGGCGGCGUUCCAUGUGGUGCCAAUCGACAUUGUCUACACUGUACAGCGCGCUAUCUCCAUGAUCCACAACGUGUCCGUGCGUUUGAUGGCCCAGGGCAGUGUGCGACCCACCAACGCGUUUGCUCGCGCCAUCCACAAAGUGGCCGCCACCAACAGUCUCAUCAAUCAGAUUAUCUCAUCGCCAGAUGGCCCUGCCGCAGCAGACCAUCAUGUACAAUAUACACAACAACAACAGCAACAACAACCUCAGACACGACCACGCCUACAAACGUCUCGCGAACUUGUGGCCGGCAACACUGUAAAUGGUGAAAAGUCGACCAUGAGCGCAGACGACCUCUUCCCUCUGUUUAUCUACACACUCAUUCACUCCAAUAUCAUUGGCUGCUCGGCACUACUCGUGUCGCAGCUACAACACUUUGCCGGUGAGCUGGAGAGUGGCGGCGAGUUUGGCUGGUGCUCUGUCUCCUUCCAAGCUGCCAUCUCCCAUCUCGAUCAAAUGUAA